Messenger RNA from Stegastes partitus (bicolor damselfish), 3510 nucleotides. RefSeq names its product metabotropic glutamate receptor 1-like. The record is from RefSeq and is a predicted model, not a curated record. The transcript is spliced from 8 exons. NCBI's taxonomy places the organism in Eukaryota, Metazoa, Chordata, Actinopteri, Pomacentridae. Gene Ontology annotation, cellular component: membrane. Gene Ontology annotation, molecular function: G protein-coupled receptor activity. The coding region runs from base 1 to 3510 and encodes 1169 amino acids. Gene Ontology annotation, biological process: G protein-coupled receptor signaling pathway.
AUGUGGCACAAUAUGGCACGCGUAAAGAUGGGUCUCUUCGCUCUCCUGUGUCUCUCCGCAUGCGUCCUCCGCGCCCCGGUGCUCUGCCACAGCAGCGGCAUCCACGAGCGGUCGGCGGUGCCACGCGCCGUGUCCCGGUCCGUGGCGCGCAUGGACGGAGACGUGAUAAUCGGCGCGCUCUUCUCCGUCCAUCACCAGCCGUCUGCCGAGAAAGUGGCCGAGCGCAAGUGCGGGGACGUCCGCGAGCAGUACGGCAUCCAGAGGGUGGAGGCCAUGUUCCACACGCUGGACCGGAUCAACGCCGACCCCAACCUGCUCCCCAACAUCAGCCUCGGGUGCGAGAUCCGGGACUCCUGCUGGCACUCGUCCGUCGCCCUGGAGCAGAGCAUCGAGUUCAUCCGGGACUCCCUCAUCUCCAUCCGAGACGACAAGGACGGGUCCAAAUGGUGUAUUGACGGAACCCCGUCCAACCAGCCACCGCCCUCUAAGAAACCCAUUGCAGGAGUGAUCGGACCCGGAUCCAGCUCUGUGGCCAUUCAGGUGCAAAACCUAUUGCAGCUCUUUAACAUCCCGCAGAUUGCCUACUCUGCCACCAGCAUCGACCUGAGUGACAAGACUUUGUUCAAGUACUUCCUGAGGGUGGUUCCAUCAGACACCCUGCAGGCCCGGGCCAUGCUGGACAUUGUGAAGCGGUACAACUGGACCUAUGUGUCAGCAGUGCACACAGAAGGAAACUACGGGGAGAGCGGCAUGGAGGCCUUCAAAGAGCUGGCCUCUCUGGAAGGCUUAUGCAUUGCCCACUCGGACAAGAUCUACAGCAACGCGGGGGAGAAACACUUUGAUCGCCUUUUGAGGAAAUUACGAGAACGUCUCCCCAAAGCUCGCGUGGUGGUGUGCUUCUGCGAAGGCAUGACCGUCCGAGGGCUCCUGAUGGCCAUGAGGCGGCUGGGCGUGUUCGGAGAGUUUCUCCUCAUCGGGAGUGACGGAUGGGCGGACCGCUACGAGGUCGUGGAGGGUUACGAGCAGGAAGCAGAGGGAGGCAUCACCAUGAAGCUGCAGUCGGCUGUGGUCAAGUCCUUCGACGACUACUACCUAAAGCUGCGACUGGACAAGAACAAAAGGAACCCCUGGUUCCCCGAGUUCUGGCAGUACCGCUUCCAGUGUCGCCUCCCAGGCCAUGCACAGGAGAACAAGAACUACAAAAAAGUCUGCUCCGGAAAUGAGAGUCUGCAUGAAAACUAUGUUCAGGAUAGUAAGAUGGGCUUUGUCAUCAAUGCCAUCUAUGCCAUGGCUCAUGGCCUUCAUGACAUGCACAAGGAGUUGUGUCCAGGGCAGACAGGGCUCUGUGAGGCCAUGGACCCUAUUGAUGGCAGCAAGCUACUGGACUACCUGCUCAAGACAUCCUUCAGAGGAGUCUCAGGGGAGGAGAUUUAUUUUGAUGAAAAUGGAGACACUCCGGGCAGGUAUGACAUCAUGAAUCUACAGAGUGUGGGCGAGGACCGCUACGACUACAUUAAUGUGGGGUCCUGGCACGAGGGCAUCUUGAACAUCGAUGACAACAAGCUUUGGAUGAACAGCAGUGAAAUGGUUCGCUCGGUCUGCAGCGACCCCUGCUCCAAAGGACAGAUAAAGGUGAUCAGGAAGGGCGAGGUGAGCUGCUGUUGGAUCUGCACCACGUGCAAAGACAACGAGUACGUCCAGGAUGAGUUUACCUGCAAGGCAUGUGAGCUGGGAUGGUGGCCCGACGACGAACUGGCAGAAUGCCAGCCCUUGCCCUUGAAGUACCUUGACUGGGCGGACGUGGAGUCCAUAGUGGCAGUGGUUUUCUCCUGCGUAGGCAUCCUGAUCACCUCCUUUGUCACCUUUGUGUUCAUCCAGUACCGAGAUACACCUGUGGUCAAGUCCUCCAGCAGAGAACUCUGUUAUAUCAUCUUGGCAGGCAUCUUCCUGGGCUACAUCUGUCCAUUCACCUUAAUCGCCCGUCCCUCUGUGGCCUCCUGCUAUUUGCAACGGCUCUUGGUGGGCCUUUCAUCCGCCAUGUGCUACUCCGCCCUCGUGACCAAAACUAACCGCAUCGCUCGUAUUCUGGCCGGCAGCAAGAAGAAGAUCUGCACCAGGAAACCUCGCUUCAUGAGCGCCUGGGCGCAGGUGAUCAUCGCCUUCAUGCUCAUCAGCGUGCAGCUAACUCUGGAGAUCACGCUCAUCAUUCUGGAACCUCCCGAGCCGAUCAAGUCGUACCCGAGCAUACGUGAGGUCUACCUCAUCUGCAACACUAGCAACGUAGGCAUGGUGGCGCCGCUGGGCUACAACGGACUGCUAAUCAUGAGCUGCACGUACUAUGCCUUCAAGACACGGAACGUCCCUGCCAAUUUCAACGAGGCUAAAUACAUUGCCUUUACAAUGUACACUACCUGCAUCAUCUGGUUGGCCUUCGUGCCGAUCUAUUUCGGUUCCAACUACAAGAUCAUAACCACAUCGUUCUCCGUCAGCCUGAGUGUAACGGUGGCACUGGGGUGCAUGUUCACACCCAAGAUGUACAUUAUCAUUGCCAAGCCGGAGAGGAAUGUCCGAAGCGCCUUCACCACGUCUGACGUGGUGCGAAUGCACGUUGGAGACGGAAAGUCUGCGGCUCCAUGCGGGAGCAACAGCUUCCUCAAUAUGUUCCGCCGCAAGAAGGCUGUAUCUGGCAAUUCCAAUUCUAAUGGCAAGUCUGUGUCAUGGUCUGAAUCAGGUGCAAGACACCCUCCGAGGGGGGGGAAUGUGUGGCACAGACUGUCUGUGCAUGUGAGGAAACAAGAAGCCAGCUUGAAUCAGACGGCGGUCAUCAGGCCCCUAACUAACACCCCCGACCCCCACAGUUGCGAGCCCUCCACCUGCAACCUUGGCACAGACCCACAUCUCCCCCAAGAACCGCCUGGAACUAAGCCUCUGUACAACCUGAUGGAGGAAGACGACGAGAGCGACGCUCAGCGCCCCCUCUGGACCUCGACUUGCUCUGAACAGAUGCAAGGGCCGGAGUCUGAUUUAGACGAGGCGGCUCCUUGUUUGCCCUCUCGCCAACCCGCCACGGAGCGCUCGCAGGGGGCUGUGGUGGACACACACAGCUCCCACGUCCCCGCACUGAACGACCACGCUGCCAGGGAGGCCAUCCCUGCCAACCAGCCUCUGAGCUUGACGCCCUCUCAGCUUCCCUCAGCCCCGCCAGUCGGAGCGUUCGAAGACGAGGGGCCCGAGGACGAGGACCUGGACCUCUUGCACAGCUACAUUUACGACGCCAAGGACGAGGGGGAGGGGGAGGACGGGGAAGGCGAGGAUUUAACUCGGCACAACAAGACAACUCUGGAGGAUUCCCUCGCUCUGUCUCCCCCUUCCCCCUUCAGAGACUCUGUGUGUUCGGGGGAGUCCGUCGACGGCUCCCCCAUCAUCGAGUCGCUGCUCGGUAGCCCUCCAAGCUCAGUCUACACCUCAAACAUCCUCCGUGACUUUGCACACAGCUCCUCAACACUGUGA